Molecule: messenger RNA, 419 nt
Organism: Perkinsus marinus ATCC 50983
Lineage: Eukaryota; Perkinsozoa; Perkinsida; Perkinsidae
Exons: 5
Molecular function (GO): GTP binding; GTPase activity
Source: RefSeq, a predicted model, not a curated record
UUAUCGCUAGCGGCAGUGCAACAUGUUUACUUUUUGAGCCUUUCAGGGCAGUGAGGAGUAGCCAGACGGAGGAGAAGCCCGACUUCCCGUUGCUAUUCCUAAUGGCUAACAAGGACGACCUUGAGCACAUGCGUAUGGUGAGCCGAGCCAAGCACAGUGUCUUCGCUCUGGAACGAGGCAUGAGUGGACACUUCCUCGUCUCGGCGAAGACUGGUGAUGAGGUCGCCACUGCAUUCUAUCAGAUAGCAGCGAAUCUGGCGGGGAUAACUCUGAAGGAACCGGAGAUCCAAGUCCAUCAGAAGGUAGUGAAGGCUGAGCUCGUCGAUUAUCCUCAAGAUGACCCACGUCAUGCUCAUGUAGUUGCCCCGAGGAUGGCUGCUCGAACAUCCAGCCGUCGAUCGCGGUGUGCGGUUCAAUAG